Bombus pascuorum is the source of this 5025-nucleotide messenger RNA. It is a transcript of the gene Pfk, whose product is annotated as ATP-dependent 6-phosphofructokinase. Gene Ontology annotation, cellular component: cytoplasm; 6-phosphofructokinase complex. Gene Ontology annotation, biological process: fructose 1,6-bisphosphate metabolic process; fructose 6-phosphate metabolic process; canonical glycolysis. The record is from RefSeq and is a predicted model, not a curated record. NCBI's taxonomy places the organism in Eukaryota, Metazoa, Arthropoda, Insecta, Hymenoptera, Apidae. The transcript has 18 exons. Gene Ontology annotation, molecular function: AMP binding; fructose-6-phosphate binding; identical protein binding. Bases 721 to 3132 code for a protein of 803 amino acids.
UUGAAAAUAAAAAUAACUAAAUGUCAAACAACAUUCGUAAAGGAGCCGUAAAAGUACAUAUUUAUAUAUUGUUAUUUAUGACGUGCAAAGUUCAUUUUAUCUCAGAUUAUUAUUAGAAUGAAUUACAUUGUCUUUGAAAGGUCGUAUGUCAAUAACUAUUUAGUGAAAAUGAUGAUUGAAUCCAUAGGUUAAGUGGAGAUGUUUUGCUGUUUUAUGUGUGUGAUCGAAAUAAUGAAUACGUAGGAAGUUUUUUUGUAGAAUUUAUCGAUCUUUGCAUAUAGCAUAUAGCAGAAUAGAUAGAAAUUAGCUUUCUUCCAACAAAAAAUAGAAGCAGGCAAAAUUAUAUAAAUUUUUAGUAAGCAGAAUUUAAAAUAGUUUUCGUAAAAUAAAUGCAGCGGCAAGAAAAUAUCGUACUGGCUGCCUAUGUACCACUAGCACCAUCUACGGCCACUUCCUAAAUUUAAUUUUACAUAGACGGAGGGGUGAGAGCUGGAUAGCAAAUAUUACUGGUGGGGGACUUCGUGCUGAAGCACACGUAAAGGUCACCUUCAGUUUUAGUUGGACUCAAGACGCGAAAGCGGUCUCUGCUGUUUAGUCAGAACAUCGUAGGUCUACAAGUAUAGGAAAUUUUAAAAUCAAGCAAGAAUUGUCCACAUUCUAAUCUUUAUUGGUAACUGGACGUAUAUUUGUUCGGGAUAUACUUGGUAUCUCGCAGCAAAGAUGGCAGAAGAGGCAGCAGCACAGAGGUUUAUAAAACCUGGUAGUCAUAAGGGUAAAGGCCUUGCAGUCUUUACUAGUGGAGGUGACUCUCAAGGAAUGAAUGCGGCAGUUCGAGCAGUUGUCAGAAUGGGUAUUUACCUAGGUUGUAAAGUUUUUUUCAUCAAUGAAGGCUAUCAGGGUAUGGUGGAUGGUGGAAAUAAUAUUGUAGAAGCUAAUUGGUCAUCUGUCUCUUGUAUCAUUCAUAAAGGCGGUACAGUAAUAGGAUCUGCUCGUUGCAAAGACUUUAGGGAACGAGCUGGUCGUAGAAAAGCUGCAAAAAAUUUAGUAACUCGUGGAAUAGCUAACUUGGUUGUAAUAGGUGGUGAUGGUUCGCUUACUGGUGCAAAUUUAUUUAAAGAGGAAUGGUCAGAUCUAUUAAAAGAAUUAGCUGAAGCAGGUGAAAUUACUUCAGAACAAGCAGAAAAAUACCAACAUUUACAUAUUGCUGGUAUGGUAGGUUCUAUCGAUAAUGAUUUUUGUGGGACAGACAUGACUAUUGGUACCGAUUCAGCGUUACAUCGUAUUAUUGAGAGUAUCGAUGCUAUUGUUAGUACUGCAUAUUCUCAUCAAAGAACAUUCAUAAUGGAAGUUAUGGGUCGACAUUGCGGUUACCUGGCUCUAGUGGCAGCCAUAUGUUCCGAAGCUGAUUAUGUGUUCAUCCCAGAGUGGCCACCUGAACAGGAUUGGCCAAACAAGCUGUGCAAAAAGCUAUUACAGGAAAGACUCACAGGACAACGACUUAACAUUAUUAUUGUGGCAGAAGGCGCAAUAGAUAGAAACGGCCAACCAAUUACUGCUGAGAAGGUUCAUAAAGUUGUUGUAGACAAACUGCAGCAAGACACAAGGAUUACAGUUCUUGGUCAUGUUCAAAGAGGUGGUAAUCCAUCAGCUUUUGAUAGAGUUCUGGGUUGUCGAAUGGGAGCAGAAGCAGUAAUGGCAUUGAUGGAAGCGAAACCAGACACUGAAGCAUGUGUUGUUACACUGGAUGGUAAUCAAGCUGUUAGAUUACCUCUUAUGGAGUGCGUUCGUCGUACUAAAGCAGUAGCACAAGCUAUGGCUGAUAAAAAUUGGGAUCUUGCUGUUCAACUUCGCGGAAAGGGAUUUGCUCGUAAUUUGGAUACAUAUAAAAUGUUAACCCGUUUGAAAGCACCUGUAGAUCACGACCCUAGUAAGGAAAGUAAUGGCCCGAUAUUAAAAAAGCAAUUCACUUUAUGUGGACAACAACACUAUACGUUAGGUGUGAUGCAUAUUGGUUCACCUUCUUGUGGUAUGAAUGCUGCGGUGCGUUCUUUCGUUCGGAACUGUAUAUAUCGAGGUGAUAAGGUAUAUGGUAUUUGUGACGGAAUAAUGGGCCUUAUGGCUGGAAAAUUUAAAUUGAUGGAUUGGCCUUCUGUCACUGGUUGGGUAGCACAAGGUGGUGCUUAUUUAGGAACUAAACGUGCCCCACCCAAAGAGGAGCAGUUGCCUCAAAUUGCUCAGAGACUUAAAGAAUACGGAAUUCAAGCUUUGCUCAUCAUAGGAGGGUUUGAGGGUUAUCAAACAGGACUUACCUUUUUCAAAGCUAGGGACAAGUAUGAAGAAUUCCGAAUUCCUAUUGCUAUGAUUCCGGCGACUAUUAGCAAUAACGUUCCAGGAACCGAGUUUUCAUUAGGUUGUGACACUGCUUUAAAUGAAAUUACAGAGAUCUGUGAUCGAAUUCGUCAAUCGGCGCAAGGUACAAAGCGUCGAGUAUUUAUUAUUGAAACUAUGGGUGGAUAUUGCGGUUAUUUAGCUACGGUCGCUGGAUUAGCCGGAGGUGCUGACGCAGCAUAUAUUUUCGAAGAGAAGUUUAAUAUUAAAGACUUAAAUCAGGAUGUCAUUGCGAUGGCAGCAAAAAUGUCCGAAGGUGUACAGAGAGGUCUUAUUUUGAGAAAUGAAAAUGCUAACUUGAAUUAUAAUACAGAUUUUAUGCAGAGACUUUUUAGCGAAGAAGGAAAGGGUCUAUUCAGCUGUAGAAUGAACAUUAUUGGUCACAUGCAACAAGGUGGUUCACCGACUCCAUUUGAUCGCAAUUUGGGCACAAAAAUGGGAUCUAAGGCAGUUGAGUGGUUUACCGAACAAUUAAAAAAAUAUAGCAACGAUGGCAGUAAGAUAACAACGAUGGAUGCUGAUAGUGCAGUUAUGAUUGGUAUUGUGCGAAGACAGUAUAGAUUUACGCCGUUUACAGAACUUAUUGAAGUUACGGAUUUCGAACACCGUAUUCCGACAUAUCAGUGGUGGAUGAAAUUACGGCCAUUACUCAAAGUUUUAGCAAAACACGAGUCUACAUACGAGGAAGAAGGACUUUAUAUCACUGUAGAAGAAAUGGAUCUUGAUAAUGAUCCUCUUGUAUAAAUUACAUGUAUGUGAUGAAAGCUUUAACAGAAAUUCAUCAGUAUGGCAACGCUUUUAGAGGGUAUUAUAUUCUACCCUUUCUAAUACUGUUGGUUGCAAUGUGAACUAAGAAUCGAAUUACAGCUUUCAUGGCUAUUUUACGAUCUUGCGAGUAAAUUUAGGCUAUAUUUGUGGUCUAUUAAGAUAUAAAAUUAAACUUAAUGUGGCAUCUUUCUUAAAUGAAAACUUAUCAUUUGAUUUAGCUUUACCUAUAGCUAUGAAAAGCUAUUUGAAGAAUAUACUUGUCUACCUCAAAAUAUAAUUUGCAACGACAAGCGAUACUUAGGACAAACUAAAGACCUAAGUCUUACUGGUUGCAUAUAACGUUAAAAGGUUUCGCUAAGAUUUAAGGCUUGUGACCACAGGAAUAUUUAGAUUUAAUUCGUGUUAUUAUUAUACUCGUGUAUUAUCAUGUGUAUUCAUCUCGACAAGUCGUACAGAUAUUAAACUCGAUAUUGUUUUCUUGGAUGUAGAAAAGAACAAUUUCUACAAAAUUUUAGAAUCGUAAAUUUUUUUAACAUUAACGAUCAUGGUAUUUAUUGAAUUUAUCUCUCUUUUAAAAACUUGAUAAGAUGAUGUUAAUUAAAGUUCGGUGAUACAAUUAAGAAACACAUAAAGAAGAUUUUCAAGGAACUGACUGACACGUCCAUUUAAUAUAAAAUACUACAAGUCGUGCUUCGAUUUACAAUGUUGCAAUAUUAAAGAACGUCUACAUUUCUCACUACCGUUUUUAGAAUGUAAACACGUUCGUCUAAGUCAACAACAAUCGGAUCAGGAUAUGAAAUAUUUUUAUUUGAGAUACAGAACAACGUCUCACGAACAUAACAUAAAAUAAUCUAAUUUAUAUUUGUCAUUGAAUCCUAAACUAGUUUAAUACAGCAAAAUUACGUGUAUAUUUUAGGGAGGAUAAUGCAUGUUGUUUAUUUAAAAUUGUUGUUGUAAAUGCAAAUGAUUUAGCAAUAUACUGAGACAAUAGAUGUUGUUGACAAGCAUAUGAAAGAAAAAAUAUUAUUCGAUAUAAACGAAACUGUAUCUGUGAAGAUAACACUCUCAAAGGGUUAUAAUGAUUCUCGAAGAUAUCCUCUUUACAUUGCCUUCGCAUAUUACGUAUGAUUGUUAAAAAUAUAAACUUAUUAUGGCCUAAUCAAUGGAGGAUCUGCACUUGAAAUUUAAAUAGUUAUCAAUACAAGAGUGGAUGAUAGAAAAAGUAUCGGAUAUAAAGGAAAUUGUAAAAAUUUAUAAGGAUAAACAAAAGUAAUAUAUUAUAAAGCAUGUGUAAAUAAGUACACCGAUCCGCUUUUGUGUAUGAAAAUAGAACUGUUACAACACACACAGACACAAGAUGUAUUUUAUAUAACUUUAAGUAUAAAUUCCGAAUUUUGAUCGUAUAUCAUAUGUGUUCAUUUAAGUGCAUCAGAGCAGACAGAUUAUCGUUCCACUGCUAAGCAUGCUAAUACAAACAUAUAAUGUACAAAUACACAAGCGUUAAUAUCAUACCACUAUGAUUAACUAAUAAUAUAAUGAAAAUAUAACGUUGGAAGAGUAUUAUUUUUACGAUUACAGAGGUAUAUUUUCGACUCAUUGUUGAUCAAUGAAUUUUACAGUUUAUCUCUGGCAUAAUAUAUAUGAAAUUUAGAAAUUAUUUUGUUCCAAUAUUGAAUUGUUAAAUAUGUAUUUUCCCUUUACCGUCACAUAACUAUUAACAUAUUUAUUUAUAGAUAAAUAUUUAAAGUGUCGCGAAAUAUUUGUGGUGAUUGCAUAGUUUUAACAAUAAAUGCAUAGGAAUAUGUAUAAGAAUAUUGUGACCACUAAAAAUGUACCUAAUACUAUUAAUAAAGUGUAUCUUACAAUGUU